Thalassophryne amazonica is the source of this 3426-nucleotide messenger RNA. Its product is annotated as discoidin domain-containing receptor 2-like. NCBI's taxonomy places the organism in Eukaryota, Metazoa, Chordata, Actinopteri, Batrachoidiformes, Batrachoididae. Gene Ontology annotation, biological process: protein phosphorylation; cell surface receptor protein tyrosine kinase signaling pathway; multicellular organism development. The record is from RefSeq and is a predicted model, not a curated record. Gene Ontology annotation, molecular function: ATP binding; protein tyrosine kinase collagen receptor activity; collagen binding. Gene Ontology annotation, cellular component: membrane; signaling receptor complex.
CUGCUCCUCGGAAACGGGAUGUGAUGUAAAUACAGAAACUUUUUUUUUUUUCGUCUUCAGGCACUGGAUGUUUUUUUCUUGUAAAACAUCGAUGAAGGAGCCGAAGAAGGAGUAAAAGGAGCUGAAGAAGGAGUCCAGAGGAGGAGGUGUCUCCGUUAUUUUCGUCCACAAUGACCCGCUGGGCCUCCUGAAACCCGUCCGGACCGAAGUGAAGCCAGAACGGCUGUGGAUCGGGAUCGGGACCGCGGACAGAGAUGUAGCGUGUGUGCUGGUGUGAUCGCCGGACCAUCAUGCACCUCUUCCUGCUGCUGAUUCUUCACGCCACAGCAGCCGACGGACAGGUCGACCCCGAACACUGCCGCUAUGCUUUGGGCAUGGAGAAUGGUCUGAUUAAAGAUGAUGACCUCACAGCAUCCAGCCAAUGGUACGAGAGCACAGGACCACAGUACGCCAGGUUGAAUCGCGAGGAGGGGGACGGCGCCUGGUGUCCUAAGGGACAGCUGGAACCUGCAGACAAUCAGUACCUGCAGGUGGACCUGGGCAGACUCACCUUUCUGACAGGGGUCGCCACUCAGGGACGCUACAUCAGGAACAAUGGAAACGAGUUCGCCCGAUUUUACCGCCUCAACUACAGCAGAGACGGCCUGCAGUGGAAGACCUGGAGAAACCGGCUGGGAAACCAGGUCAUCGAGGGCAACAAGAACGCCUACACCUCCCUCUACAACGACCUGCACCCAUCGGUGGUGACUCGCUCCGUGCGCUUCAUCCCGGUCACCAUGCUGUCCACGGCGGUGUGCAUGAGGGUGGAGCUUUACGGCUGCUCGUGGGACGAUGGUCUGAUCUCCUACAGCGCUCCAGAGGGCCAACUCAUGAUGCCUCCAGGUUACCCCAUCGCCAGUCUCAAUGACUCCACCUACGACGGAGUUCACGAAAGGAGGAGCCUGUUCGAUGGACUGGGUCAACUGACAGAUGGUGUGUCGGCAAGGACGACUUUCGUAGUACCUCGUCAACACCAUGUGUGGCCGGGCUACGACUACUUGGGCUGGAGAAAUGACUCGCUGGGAACGGGAUACGUGGAUCUGGAGUUCGUCUUUGACCAUCAGAGGAACUGGUCCUUCGUCCAGGUUCACAGUAACAACAUGUUCUCCCGGGGUGUGAAGAUCUUCUCCUCUGUCUCCUGCUCGUUUAAGCCCCGCCUAAUUGCUGGCUGGGAGGCGGAGACUGUGGCAUUUAAGACUGUUCUGGAUGACAAGAACCCAAGUUCCCGUUACGUCACCGUUCCGCUAAACCGCCGCACCGCCAAGUCCAUUCGCUGCCGCUUUUACUUUGCUGAUGUCUGGAUGAUGUUCAGUGAAAUCUCAUUUCCAUCUGAGGAUACGGCAUUCCCGACUCCGAUGACCCCGGUAGUGACUUCUCCUUCAUCCGCAGAGGAAACUGAUAUUUCGACCACUCCAAAGACAGCCAGUCCGUCGGCCAGCGACCAGCCGGACAACGGGAACACGCCCAUUCUGAUUGGCUGCCUGGUGACCAUCAUCCUGCUGUUGGUCAUCAUCAUCUUCCUCAUCCUCUGGUGCCAGUACGUCUGCAAGGUGCUGGAGAAGGCUCCUCGGCGGAUCCUGGACGAGGAUGUGACGGUUCGGCUGUCAUCCUGCAGUGACACCAUCAUCCUCCAGACCCCACCCGUCCCUCCCCGCUUUAGCCACGCCCCUACAGGUCCCUCCCACACAGACCCCCACUAUGAGCGAGUUUUCCUGCUGGACCCACAGUACCAGAACCCGGCGGUCCUAAGAAACAAGCUCCCGGAGCUGUCGCAGAGCGCCGAGGCUUCAGCGUGUGGCGGUGGCUACGCUGAACCCGACAUCACCCAAUGCACGCCGCACCAGUGUUUCCACAGCAACGCUCCUCACUACGCUGAGACAGACAUCGUCCGACUGCAGGGCGUCACCGGCAGUAACAUGUACGCUGUUCCCGCCCUCACUGUGGACUCACUUACCAGGAAGGACAUCUCGGCCGCCGAGUUCCCACGGCAACAGCUGGUCUUCAGGGAGAAGCUUGGGGAGGGGCAGUUUGGAGAGGUCCAUCUGUGUGCAGCAGAAGGACUCCCAGAAUUCCUUGGGGAGGGAUCCCCUCUCCCUGAUAGGGAUGGUCAAUCAGUACUGGUGGCUGUAAAACAGCUGAGGGCCGAUGCCACCGGUCAGGCCAGGAACGACUUCCUGAAGGAAAUAAAGAUUAUGUCUCGUCUGAACGACCCGAACAUCAUCAGACUGUUGUGUGUUUGUGUGUCUUCUGACCCGCUGUGCAUGGUGACCGAGUACAUGGAGAACGGAGACCUCAACAUGUUCCUAUCCCAGAGGGAGAUCGAGAGCACGCUAACACAUGCUAAUAACAUCCCAUCAGUCAGUCUUUCCGACCUACUCCACAUGUCGGUGCAGAUCUCGUCAGGGAUGAGGUACCUGGCAUCGCUGAACUUUGUCCACCGGGACUUGGCCACCAGGAACUGCCUGCUGGACCGCCGGCUCACCAUCAAGAUUGCAGACUUCGGGAUGAGUCGAAACCUGUACAGCAGCGACUACUACCGCAUCCAGGGCCGGGCGGUGCUGCCUAUAAGAUGGAUGGCCUGGGAGAGCAUCCUCCUGGGUAAAUUCACCACAGCCAGUGAUGUGUGGGCAUUUGGUGUCACCCUGUGGGAGAUUUUCACUCUGUGUAAGGAGCAGCCCUACAGCCUGCUGUCCGACGAACAGGUCAUAGAGAACACUGGCGAGUUCUUCAGGAACCAGGGCAGACAGAUCUUCCUGUACGCUCCACCGCUCUGCCCACCCUCUCUCUUCGAGCUGAUGAUGCGUUGUUGGAGCCGGGACAUUCCGGACCGACCUACCUUCGAAGGCCUUUACCAGGCCCUAAGGCCCCAUGUCAACCAGUGAGCCGAGGCCCAACCAGCACCGGGGUUCUCCUUGGGACUCCUGUAACGCGGACUCUGGACUCUGCUGUCAGAGACACUGAGGACACCUGCAGCGCCGCUGUGCAGGAACAGUUCUGUUGCGGUUGGACCCGGUGGCCCGUCUGCCGGAGCAGGACUUCCUUUCGGACUGUUUUGAACGGUUUUGGGCGUCCUGUGGUUUUAUUUUUAUUCUUGUUGUAAAGCACUGUGUCGUUCCCGUUCACUUAUUCCUGAUCAUAUAUUAAUCCACACUGGAGCUAGCGUUAGCGUCGAACUGUUCCAUAGAUAAUUUUUAGAUGGUUUUAUUUUCGCCUUUGAUCGUACUAUUGAUGAUGUGGUUCCAACUGAACUGUGGUGAGUUUUGGUAAAUAAUCCCUGUUUCUGGCACAUUAAGCCAAUCGGGUACGAGCUGUGCUGUUGUGUUACCAAAGACAAUUAACAGCAUCAGUGUUGCAAUCAAACAUUUUAAUAAAAGUGUCAACAUCUUC